Hydractinia symbiolongicarpus is the source of this 1800-nucleotide messenger RNA. RefSeq lists its product as uncharacterized. NCBI's taxonomy places the organism in Eukaryota, Metazoa, Cnidaria, Hydrozoa, Anthoathecata, Hydractiniidae. The record is from RefSeq and is a predicted model, not a curated record. The transcript is spliced from 2 exons. Bases 120 to 1259 code for a protein of 379 amino acids.
CAGCAAUUUUUGUCAUUCUCGUAAGCUUAAGUAAUUAUGGUGCUAUUAAGUUGCUGUUGUAUUAUGUUUGCAAAAAGUUCAGGUUGGACGGAUCAUAAGCAAAGCUUUUAAAAAGAAAAAUGGAGAAAAACUGGAAAUCAUUUGAGAGCACGGCAAUGCACAUACCGGAAGAAAACUUGACCUAUCAAUCAUGGCUGCAGUCAGUCGAAUAUGCUAACCCAAUCUCCUUCGAAACCCUCUCACAUGUCACUACAUUCGAAAAUGCUAACAAUAUCUUAAUGACGGAAUUAAAAUCAUUUAAAGUUAAUGAUCAUUCAUGCGUAACAAGAUUUCCAAGCUCCACUUAUCAUCCCCUUCAAGACGUAAGAAUUUUGUGGGUCAAUGCAGAUGAUUUUCAAAACAACCAAGCUGAGAAACAUGGCAAUAUACGCUUUUUUACAACGUCUCUUGAUUUUAUUAAACCUAUGAACUUUUACAUAGUAGAAUUUAUUGAUAAUUGCUUACAACCCGUGGCGAGAGUGUUAGUCACAGGAAAGAAAUACCCACAGCUGAAACACUUUAAUAUCAACGUAGAAAAUGACGGUCCAAUUUUCUUAGAUUCUUCGGACAACUGGAUGAAGUACAUAUCUUUCAAGCGAAAAAACUGGUCAUUUUUUGAAGAGUUUAAAAUCGAAAUCAUGUUAGAAUCUCCUGGGAAAUGUAACUCGAUGUUUGACAGAAUAAACUACGUGAAAUGCGUAAAUCCGAAAUCGAUUGUUAAAAACGAUCGGUACGUCGAGAAAAUUGAAGCCUACGAUUGCGAAUUUGGGGAACUUCGCUACACUUUGUUUCAUUUUAGACACAGAUUUGAGAACAAAUACACAAUACUGGGCUUAACUGCGAGCACGCAGCAAUGCAUUCAAACUAUUGUAACGACAGAACUUACACGGCAAUGGUAUCCAUUAAAAACAAGACAGUUUUGCAGUAACAACAGUCCAAAUUACUUGAUAAGACAUUUAGCUUUCGAUAAAUCAUUGUACCAAAGAGAAAUCCAAUGGGAAGACGAAGGAACGGUCGAAGAUUUACAUUACAUCUUCACAAGAAGUGGUGAGCUGCCAGACGCAUUGACAAUGAUAUCGAAAAUAAUGGACAGUGUUGGGAAAAUGAGAUACCAUAGGUCAUUCAAGGAAGUUUUUGAAUUAUUUAUUGAUCAUUUCAAAAGUGAAGAAGCACAGGCUAGAGUUCAAGAGGCUAUAAUAAAGUUUAUAUUUUUCCACUAACAUAAAUAGCCUUGUGUAUUAGUGGGAAACAAAUGGCAAAUUAGGCAACAAUAAGAAUUACAAAUGUAAUUGCAACAGCAGACGCAACAACAACAACAACAACAACAACAGUAGACGCAACAACAACAACGACAACAACAACAGCAGACGCAGACGCAAAAACAACAACAACAACAGCAGACGCAACAACAACAACAACAACAACAACAACAGUAGACGCAACAACAACGGCAACAACAGUAGCAGACGCAGACGCAACAACAACAACAACAACAACAGUAGACGCAACAACAACAACGACAAUAGCAAUAAGAACUCAUGGACUUACUGUGGUAUUUUUAUUUUGCUGCGAGUUAGUAAAAAAUCUUAUUAUAUUUUGGAAGGUAAUUGUUCCAUAAAAAGAACGCAACCUCAAGUUUGUAUUAGCCGCAGGAGAAAUAAGAAUGUUUUUUUGAAGCGAUACUGUCGAGGGAUAACGAUUUUAUUGAUGCGUUAUAAAUUAGGAAAAAUCAUUAUACUUGAAUUAUACAUUAUUAAUUAC